This is a messenger RNA of Rotaria sp. Silwood1, 1035 nucleotides long. The record is from the annotation of a GenBank genome assembly. Lineage: Eukaryota; Metazoa; Rotifera; Eurotatoria; Philodinida; Philodinidae.
AAAGAAAGCAAGACCCGACACCCCAGUUGAUUCAGUAGCAAAAAAACCCCGACUCUUUUCACACGUUUUUAAACCCCCGAGAGUAGCUCCCCGAUCUCAACAACAACAAGAGAUAGUCAUUCAACAUGAAGAAGAAGUCUUACCCCUUUUACCAACAACACCACCAGGAUUACCAGCACCACCAGUUUUAAGUCCACGACAGAGUACACCAAGAACACCAAUAGCACCACCAAGACCAUUAGUAACAAGUCCGCAAAUUGAUCCAUCACACCAAGUUGAGAAUAGAGAUGAACCCGAAGUAGUUGAGAAUAUACAAGUUAAUGAGCAGGUAACACCAAUGGAACAAGAAAUAGUUAGAAAUUCACCCUCAGUAAUUCCCAAAGAUAUAGAGAACUUUAAAAUAGAAUUAUUCGAUUUUCCAAUUAUCCCGAUUGAGUGUAAGUUUCAUUUUAAGAUCUUCCAUGUAACAGCAAAUAUAGAAAACAUAAUAGCACAUAGGGAAUUCUUAGAAAAGAAAGCGAAACAACAGGAAGUUGAGUUAGAACAUCUAAUGGAAAAUUCCAACGGAGAUUUACGUAGAAUAGUAGUUAAAUUUAUUAGAGAGAUAGUCGACCCACUGAUAGAUAGUUUAAAGAUUUCAAACCAGAAGCGCUUAGACAACCUUAUCUUAGACCAGAUGAAGGAGAAGGCCUUAAGAACAAUUAGAAAUAGUAAGGAUAAGAAUAGUUUAGAAUCUAUAGAGAAGGCACAGAUAAGAUUUGAGCGUACAUUACAAUUAAGGUAUCAGCUAGAUAAGUUAGAUAGAAGAUUAAAUGAGAAUAUGCCCCCACCAUCAUUAAAUGUACUAGACAAGUUACAGUUUCGUAGUAAGGAAUUAAAUAAGGAAAGUAUAGAUCAGUAUAGUGAGCAGUGGAAUAAUAUCUUAAGAAAGACUAAGUUAGAUUUAACAUCCAUAAUGAGAAUAGCUAAGGUUACAGAGAUAGAUAAAGGUGAAAAAGAAUAUUUAGAGUUAAUUGAGAAAAUACCCUUAGAGAU